This is a messenger RNA of Daldinia caldariorum, 825 nucleotides long. RefSeq names its product NAD(P)-binding protein. The coding region runs from base 1 to 825 and encodes 274 amino acids. The transcript is spliced from 2 exons. Lineage: Eukaryota; Fungi; Ascomycota; Sordariomycetes; Xylariales; Hypoxylaceae. Gene Ontology annotation, cellular component: membrane. The record is from RefSeq and is a predicted model, not a curated record.
AUGACUUCAAGAAUCAAUACUAUCCUCAUCAUAGGGGCCACUUCCGGCAUUGGCGAGGCCUUGGUCCGUCGCUUCCACAGUCUGGGUAAAAAGGUGAUCGCUACAGGCCGUAGGAAAGACAGGCUAGAUGCGUUGGCUCAAGAACUGCAAGAUCUCGAUACGCGCCAGUUCGAUAUCGCAGAUUUGACCUGCCUCGCGCCCAACGUAGAUAGCAUUUUGAAGGACUACCCCCGUCUAGACACCGUCAUGAUUAACGCCGGGGUCCAGAGAAGCUACAGCAUGCUCGACCCGUCAACUUCCGACCCCGAAGUAAUUAUCAACGAGAUCAAUACGAAUUUGACGGGCCCGUCUCUUCUCGUUCGCUUGUUCAUUCCGCACCUCUUAGAAUUGGCCAAGGCGGGAGACAAGACCAACUUGUUCGUCACGACGUCCUCUUUGGCGUACGUGCCGCUCCCGUUCUACCCGACGUAUUGCCCGAGCAAAGCUGGCGUCCAUACGCUGGCCAAGGUCUUACGGCAGGAGCUAAGUUUCGGCCCCAAAGAGGCGAAGAAUCUGAACAUAGUGGAAAUCAUCCCGCCAUAUGUUGACACGGGGCUCGAUGAUGCACAUCGCGACCACGUAACCAACCUGCAAGGCGGCCCAGAAAAGGCUUUUCCUGCUAUGCCCCUGAAAGAGUAUAUGGACAAAGUGUUCGAGACCUUAGAGCAGCUUGACCAAGAUGGCAGUUUCAAGAGAGAGAUCGGAGUGGGACUUGGAAAGGUAGUCGAGGAGACUUGGAGAGGUAGCUUUGAAAAGGUGCUCGAGCAGAUGGGCGUCACUUCGUAA